AUGAGCGCAGCAACAGACCUGGAGCGCAAGCCGCUCCCCGCCAUCCCGGCCCCGCCGAGCAAGGUCCAGCGCACCACCGCGACGCUCACGGUCGAGGCGACCGCACAUCUGAGAAAGUUUAUCACGCACGCCCUUCGCGAGCACGACCAGGUCUUAUGGAGCGACGGCGGCGUGGGGGAGGAGGAGGAGGAGGAGGAGGAGGAGGGAGAUGCGACGAUGCUGCUCUGGGUGGACGCGCUCGAGGCCACGCUGAACGAGCUCAACGCGCGCAUCGUGUCCGGUGGCUGGCUAGCCGGCGUGCGGCGCGCGCGGAAUCUGCGCAAGGAGCGGCUGAGAAGGGAGAGGGACGAGUUCGUGCAGGUCGAGAAGGAGGACGGGGAGGGAGUCUCGGGGGCGGCGGACGAGAAGAGGGUCGCUGCCGGAGACGGCGCGCUGGACGAACGGGACGCCAAGCUGUCGGAGUCGCAGGCGGAGGAGGACCGGACGAGGCUGGCGCUCGAGCAGCUCGACGAACUGGUCUCGAGGCCGGUCGUGCCGACACCGACACCGACGCCGAAACAUUUGCUGCUCACCGUGGCGCCGUACGCAGGCCAGAGCGUCGCGAUACGCGGCGAGGACGACGAUUUCCAGUUCAUAUCCUCCACCGUCGCUUGCAAGUUCACAUCGGGCGCCUUCUCCCUACCGGUCUCGUUCGACAGGUCCAUUGACGCCACCACGGGCGGAGCGGUGCUAUACGGCUUGCGCGAAUGGGACGUCGAGAUGCCGCUCGAUUCCGACUCCUGUCCGCGCAUCGUCGGCGGCACCUUCACCUUCAAAGGCGCCAAGUCGCGCGCGCAACACGACGCCCUCCUCUCCGUCCUCCACCUCGCCACCUACACCCGCCUCGCCCUCCUCCUCGAACAGCACUUCCUCCGCGACUCGCACGUUCCCCUCCGCUUCCCGCCCAAAGCGCCCUCGCCUCCUCCUCCCCUCCCUCCUCCCCGCCCCCUCACCCCGGCCGUCGGCGCCUCCCAGAUCUCGCGCUCGUCCAGCGACAGCAAACGCGGCGCCAAACCGGGGGGUUCCUCCCGAAACCCGGGCGGGCUCUGGGGCUUCCUGAACAACAUCAACAGGAAGACGGAGGACCUCCGCCUGCGCGCCGUGCCCAUGCUCAAGCGCAGCUCGGGUUCCUUGGACCUCCCGCGGGCGGGUACCUCGCCGGACAUCGCGCUACCCCCUGCCUCCCCCGCCUCUCCCUCUUCCCCGCUCUCACCGACGCACCAACAACACCUCUCCUCCGCCCCUCCCCGCACGCGCACCUUUUCCUUUCUCGACGCCGCCCGCGCGCCCUUCGUCAGCGGCCCUCUCAAGCCCAAACCUCCCACUCCCAGCCCCGACAACACCACCAAUCCCUCCUCCUCCUCCUCCUCCUCCUCCUCCUCAGACGACCGCCCGUUCUCCACCGCGCUCCGCGCCGUCCUCGCCACCUCCGACCUCCUCUCCACCUCCCCGGGCGUCCGCUUCCCCCCGCCGCUCCCCCUCGUCUCCCUCGCCGCCAAAGAGGAGGCGGCGGCGGAGAAGGACGCCACCAUCUCCUCGGGCACGAAGCGGCUGCGCGGCGACGAGAAGGUCGCGCUCCACUCGCUGCUCGGCUGGCGGCGCGAGGACCGGGGGAAGGGCAUGGCCGGCACGCAGGGGUUCGUCAGGCACCAGGCGUUCUGCGCGCUCUAUUCGGCGCACGUACCCGGCGCGGCCGCGGCGAAGCCGUCCGCGAGCGGCUCGGAGCUGUCGAACGCGACGACCUCGUCCUCUUCUUCGUCGUCGUCCUCUGCGUUACCGGUUCCGUCGUCCGCGGUGGGAUCGUCGUCGAAUCUGUCGGCGUCGACGAUAUCGACGGGAUCGGGCAAGUCGGCGAAUAGGGACGAGGCGGCGGCGGCGGCGGCGGCGUGGGCGCAGUGCAGCGAGCGCCGGACGUGGGUGUCGUAUUAUUACUACGAUAGACGCGCCGCCGCCGCGGAGGGAGGGGAGAAGGAGAAGGAGAAAGGGAUGGGGAUGGGGAUGGGGAUGGGGACGAUGUCGCUCGGGGAGGCGAUCGGCGAGUGGUGCGCGAGGGCGGAGGAGCGGUGCGAGCGGCCCGAGUGCGAGGUGCCGAAGGGCGGGCACGAGAUGAGGUGGAUACACGCCGGGGUGCGCAUACACGCGCAGAUCGAGAAGGACGACGAGGAGGCGGACAGGGACGGGGACGGGGAGAAGGACAAGGACAAGGACAGGGACAAGGACGAGGAGGCCGUGUGGAUGUACGAGGCGUGUAAGGUGUGCGGGAAGAGGACGGAGCGGACGAGGAUGAGCGACGGGACGCAUCUGAUGGCGUUCGGAAAGUUCCUCGAGCUGCUGGUCUAUUCGCCGGCGAUAUGCGCGCUCCACCCGCCUUUGUGCGAGCAUACGACGCCGGCGUCCACCGCGACUUCACCUUCGGCUUCGGCUUCGACUUCGACUUUGGCCAACGCCGAAAACGUGGACCUGCCCCCGUCUCGACUCGACAUCAUCCGCCAUUUCGCCUGUAAGGGCCGCACGGUGACUUUUUCGCUGUCGACGAUCGACGACGUGUUCGAGAUACGCGUGCCGCGGCUGCAGAUCGUGCGCGGCGCGGGAGAGAAGCCUGAAGCGGACGGGAGGGCCGCGGAGGAGAGGGAGCGGGAACGGGACAAGGUCGGCGACGAGGCGAGGGGCGUGUUAAGGCAGGAAAUCGGAGCCUGGUGGAAGGGGAUGGCGGAGCAGAUGGAUAUACUGGAGGAUCAGAUCAAUACGGACAAGGCUGCGAUGAUGAAGACGCUGCCGCGCCUGCCUUCGGCUGCCGCCGUCGACGACACGGAGACAGAGACGGACGACACGCCGACCCCAAAACCGUCCACCAUCCGCCUCCCCGACUCUCCACCCCCGAGCGCGCCCUCCCCGCUUGCCUCAGAACGAUCCAGAUCCAGAUCCGCCAGCCCGUCGAAACCCCCGCCGCCCAACCCGAACAAACCGUUACCGAGCAUCUCGCUAGCCAUGCUCGGCAACCUCCGUCGCACCUUCCAGCGGACCGAGCAGGAGCUGUAUCGGCAGCUCGCGGAGACGCCGAACGGGGCGCUGAACGAUGUCCGGCGCGCGUUCGAAGCGGCGGCGCGCGGGGCUGCGAAACGGCUUGCGGUGUGGAAGGGCAAGCAUAUCCAGGGCCAGGGCGCGUCCACACCGCCGCCGAUCUUGGAAGAACCUGCGUGGUGGGGCAAGUCGUAUCACGCGGUUCCCGGCGGGAGCGUCAUAGUCCGAGAAGACGAUUGGGGCAGCAUCAUCGCGUUCACCCUCAGUUCUCAGGAUUACCUCCGCGAACUCGCCAAUUUUUCCAUCACCCGGAACAGCGUCGGAGCGUCGUCAGUACCAGCGACUCCCGCGACCCCGACCGUCACCCGCCGGUCGUACUUCCCUACCGCGGGCCCGCUCAAGUUCCUUAGACCGUCCGAGCCGCAGCCUGACCCGGACGAGGACGGCGUGAUCUGGCACGAGUCCGAGGCAUGCUCGGCCGUCAUCAGCCGCAAGCAGCACCCGCGCGACCCGUCCUCGCUCCUGACGCUACAGCUGCGCAAGAAGACGUCGGAGAGCCAGAUGGGCUCGGCCCUCCAUAACCUCAGCGUCCUCCGGUCUCGCGUGGCCAGUGCCGGCGCGCAUACCCCGCCGCCGUCGGCGUACGCGAAGCCGGCGGUGGAGGUCAGCUUCCAGGCGGCAGAUGGGAGGGUGGUGCGAAGUGCGGAGCGCGAUGAACCGGGGGAGACGGCGGGGAAGCUGCUGCACGAGCUCGAGGCGCUGCCUGAUGGCACCGCGAAGAGCACCAGCUUGUUCUCUACGGGCGUGCCGAGCACCUCUGGGUUCUUCUCGACGAACAUACGCCGCCACGGUUCGCCGUCUGUUCUGGCGUCUUCGACCACCCACUCGCGGUCGUCGACGGACGACGAGCGCGACAGCCAAGCGACUGUUGGCCCUCCGCCGCUGCCGCCCAAAGAUGACGAUCCGCGUCAGCCCAAGCCCGACGAGACCGCCGCUACGACGACGCCCUCGUACGCGGCGACGAUCACGAACGGCAUCGCGCAAGCCAUGAAGCUCGUCGCGAGCGCGCGGGACGCGCUCCGUCCCGAGGCCCCGCCGCCGCGUAACCACCACGGCCUGCUCUCCGCCGACUUUGCGUUCCAGGCGAUCGACGACCGGCCGCACAUCAAGUACGACUGGACGAUCGGCAAGCGGCUCAAGUUCAGCUGCACGGUGUACUACGCCAAGCAGUUCGACGCGCUCAGACGCCGAUGUGGGGUCGAGGACGUGUUCUUGAAGAGUAUGGAGCGCAGCGCGAACUGGUCGGCUGAGGGCGGCAAGUCGAAGAGCAAUUUUUGGAAGACGGCGGACGACCGGUUCAUCAUCAAGACGCUCGUCAACGCGUGGAACGUGGCCGACUUGCAAGUGCUGAUAGACCUAGGGCCCUCUUACUUCCGCUACAUGGAGAAGACGGCGAGCAAGGCCACCGUGCUCGCCAAGUUGCUGGGCUUUUACACUGUCGAGAUCCGCAACCUGGAGACAGGGGCUACGCAAGCGAAGGCUGACCUGCUAGUGAUGGAGAACCUAUUCUACGACCAGAAGAUUGUCAAGACCUUUGAUCUGAAGGGCAUGCAGGGGCGCAGAGUGAAAGCUCGGAGCGAAGGCAACAAGACGCUCUUCGAUGGCGAGUGGAUUGAAGGCCAGCAACGGGCUCUGACAUUAGUUCACCCUCAUUGCAAAGUCAUCCUUCGCGAGGCGAUCAAGAGUGACUGCGCGUUCCUCGCAGAGAGCAAUAUCAUGGACUACUCUCUCCUGCUAGGUAUCGAUGCGGAGAGGAAGCAGAUCGCUUGCGGGCUCGUCGAUACGAUCGGCAGCUACACCUUCGCAAAGACGCUGGAAUACAAGGCCAAGCACGGUCUCGCUGUCGGGGCUGGACUGGCGACGGGCGGAGGCAAGGAGAAGGACAAGGAGAAAGAAGUGACUGUCAUACCCCCGCAGGAGUAUCAGGAUCGAUUCGUCAACGCUAUGGAUGCGUAUUUCCUGGCAUGCCCGAAUAAAUGGGCCAGGCCGCUGGACGGGACCAAGGAGCUCACCGAUCCAUGGAUGCUACCCAGCGUCAUCUGA
Molecule: messenger RNA, 5163 nt
Organism: Punctularia strigosozonata HHB-11173 SS5
Lineage: Eukaryota; Fungi; Basidiomycota; Agaricomycetes; Corticiales; Punctulariaceae
Exons: 9
Coding region: 1-5163 (1720 amino acids)
Biological process (GO): phosphatidylinositol phosphate biosynthetic process
Cellular component (GO): endosome membrane; fungal-type vacuole membrane
Molecular function (GO): 1-phosphatidylinositol-3-phosphate 5-kinase activity
Source: RefSeq, a predicted model, not a curated record